Molecule: messenger RNA, 2091 nt
Organism: Candida albicans SC5314
Lineage: Eukaryota; Fungi; Ascomycota; Pichiomycetes; Serinales; Debaryomycetaceae
Gene: HRK1
Product: putative serine/threonine protein kinase
Exons: 1
Coding region: 1-2091 (696 amino acids)
Biological process (GO): protein phosphorylation; intracellular signal transduction
Molecular function (GO): ATP binding; protein serine/threonine kinase activity
Source: RefSeq, a predicted model, not a curated record
AUGCCAGAUAAACAUAAACUCAAACUAUUUGGAAAAAAUAAACACGACAAAGAUGACGAAUUGUCCUUGUCAACGUCAAACCAUUCUCACGGAAGUACACGGAAGUUUUUAGGAUUUCAUAUUGGAAGACAUGAAUCGGGCGACUCGUUGACUUCUCCAGUUAUGAGCAAUUCAUCCGAAAGUCAUCAUCACAGCCAUCACCCUCAUCAAGCCAAUUCAAGUGCAAACCAUCGUAACCCUUCUCCAGUUCAUUCCAAUACUGGUACUGCCACUACCAUUCCAUCAAUACAAUCACCACAACCUCAAGCAUCUGGAUUACACCGCGGGGACUCCGAUAAAAAAUCAUCUGGCUCAGUUGUUGAUUUGAAAAAAUUCUUCAAAACAAAGAAAACUUCAAAUCCAAGAAAGGAAGGACAUAGUAUUUUGGGACAAUAUAGCAAUCAGCUCCAUUCACCACCACCAAUGGCGCAGGUUCAUUCGCCUGGUGCAGGGUCGGGGAACGGCAGUGCCUUGCAAUCACGUGAACAAUCAUCUACGUCAUUAGCCACUUUAAUCAAUCAAACAUCUUCUCAACUUUUGUACAAUGCUUCACAUUCUGUCAAUAGCAAUCGAGAUCCCUUCACGGACGACAACUCUCCAUUGGUGAAGAAGUAUGGUAAGAUCGGGAAAGAGUUGGGCAGUGGAGCCGGUGGGUCCGUCAAAUUAAUCACCAGGCCCAGUGACUCCAAGACGUUUGCUGUUAAAGAAUUUAGAGCGAAAAGAUCUACUGAAUCAUUGAAGGAUUACACUAGGAAAUGUACUGCUGAGUAUUGUAUUGGUUCUACUUUGAGGCACCCAAACAUCAUUAAAACCAUCGAUAUUAUCCAUGAAAACAAUCGUUAUUUUGAAAUUAUGGAAUAUGCACCUAUAGAUUUCUUUGCUGUUGUUAUGAGUGGAGAGAUGUCUCGAACGGAAAUCAAUUGUUGUUUAAAGCAAAUUAUUGAAGGUGUGGCAUAUUUACACAAAUUAGGGUUGGCCCAUCGUGAUUUGAAAUUGGAUAAUUGUGUUAUAACGAAUGAAGGGAUUUUGAAGAUUAUCGAUUUUGGUAGUGCUGUCAUUUUCAAGUAUCCCUACGAACAGUUUGGUAACAACAAUUCUAUUCAGCCGUGUCAUGGUAUUGUUGGAUCUGAUCCUUACUUGGCCCCCGAGGUUUUGAAAUCUCCUAAUAGCUACAACCCACAACCUGUGGAUUUAUGGUCUAUUGCCAUAAUUUACUGUUGUAUGACUUUGAAGAGAUUUCCUUGGAAAAUACCUAGUCAAGAAAAGGAUAACAGUUUCCGACUUUAUUGCAUGUAUGAUGAUAAUUUCCAUGAUUAUUAUUUGAGUAACGAAUGUCAUAAACUUUUGUUGCAACAGCGUAAACUAAAGAAUACAAUUGUUAGACUGAACAAAAGGAAAAAGCAGCUAGAAGAGGAAAAGGGCGACAAGCCUGAAGAAGACGAAGAAAUGAAAGAUGCCGAUAGUGCACCACAGCAACAUCAUCAUUCUCAUGAUGUAGAGCUGGGAAAAACUGGUGGAUCUACGGUUGGCAAAGACAAGUCAAAUGAAGCUGUUACCGUUUUAACAGAUGAGCAAGCAGAAGAGAUUAUGGCACAAUUAAAUGAGAUUGAUAGAAAACUACAAGAGUUUGAAGAUAAAAAGAAUCAACUUAAAGAGAAAUAUGAGGCUUUGCGAGAUGCUGAUCCUAGAUAUCAAAAACAGUUGGCACAAAUUCACGAAGAGGAAGAAAAGCAAAGACUAAAAGAUGCCGAGCACGGUGCCGAUGAGAAAAAGAAAUCACAUCAUAAACAGAUUCAUGGUCCGUAUAGAUUGAUGAGAUUGUUGCCACAUGCUGCUAGACCAGUCAUAUCAAGAUUAUUGGAGGUUGAUCCAAAGAAAAGAGCAACUAUGGAAGAAAUUCUAGAAGAUGAAUGGAUUAAAGAAAUUCAAUGCUGUACAGUUAAGCCAGUUUCAAAAUCAACAGAUGCAACAUUAGAUUUUAUUGAGGAUGAGGACGAAGUAUUGGUGAAAGGAGUACCUCCACACGAGCAUACAAUUGUGAAAGAAGGUUGA